Messenger RNA from Cyprinodon variegatus (sheepshead minnow), 2381 nucleotides. RefSeq names its product D(1)-like dopamine receptor (gene drd1b). Lineage: Eukaryota; Metazoa; Chordata; Actinopteri; Cyprinodontiformes; Cyprinodontidae. Bases 713 to 2101 code for a protein of 462 amino acids. Gene Ontology annotation, molecular function: G protein-coupled receptor activity; dopamine neurotransmitter receptor activity, coupled via Gs. Gene Ontology annotation, biological process: G protein-coupled dopamine receptor signaling pathway; vasodilation; adenylate cyclase-activating adrenergic receptor signaling pathway. Gene Ontology annotation, cellular component: plasma membrane. The record is from RefSeq and is a predicted model, not a curated record. The transcript has 3 exons.
CGGCUUCAGUCACAUCGCGGUGCUGCAGCCUCACUGAAUGUCGCACCAAAAAGGAAAAUGGACCCCGGUAAAAGAAACAGGACAGCUGAUGGGAACCAAUAAUACACCUGAGGACCGGAGCGUCUUGGAGAGCUUCCCACAGAGGAGAGCGCACAGAGGCUGACCCAGGACGCCUGAGCGUUUCCGGAGCUGUUUAUUGCCGCACAGCAAGGCGCACGCUGUCUUAAGAUAAAAGCCUCCUGAUCAACACCUAAAACUGCAUCGGAAUUUAAAGGACGUCCUUCAAGGGAUCCAACUGUCAGAGAAGAUUUAGAUUAUUACAUGAAAACUGCUCCUGACUGGGAAUGCGGAUGUAAACAACAGCUGGAAAUUUGCUCCCGCUCUACAAACUAGAAUGUCGACCCUCUGCCCUGCUGCUGCUGCAGGAAUCUGUGGACCGGGGAUUUUUGGAAAGGAUAUUUCUGAAGAGGAAAUACUUAAGAAUUUAUAGCUGCACUUUCACAAAAAUGUUUUUUGUGAUGAACAGCCAGUGGAUGACCCAGUCCGAGAGAGAGCUGGGACCCAGGCAAUUACCAUCUUCACCUUCUGUGUAAAAUCAAAAGCUUGAGCAGAAGCACAGCUUCUUCAACCCGUGGUUGUGAUGGGGUGAUUGUUGACAUCCCCAUUCGCCCAUCCUCCCUCUCUUACUGCAUUAGUGCCGCGAUUUAAAACAAUGGAUCAGAAUUUCUCAAUGGUAAGAGACAGCAAGCAGCUCACGCCAGAGAGAGACUCGUCUAAGCGUGUCCUCACAGGAUGCUUUCUUUCCCUGCUCAUCUUUACCACGCUGCUUGGCAACACCCUGGUGUGUGCUGCUGUUACCAAGUUCCGACACCUAAGGUCAAAGGUCACCAACUUCUUUGUAAUUUCGCUGGCCAUCUCAGACCUCCUGGUGGCUAUUUUGGUGAUGCCAUGGAAAGCGGCCACAGAGAUCAUGGGAUUUUGGCCAUUUGGGGCAUUUUGCAAUGUCUGGGUAGCAUUUGACAUUAUGUGUUCCACUGCCUCCAUCUUGAACCUGUGUGUCAUUAGUGUAGAUCGCUACUGGGCGAUCUCUAGUCCGUUCCGUUAUGAACGCAAAAUGACCCCUAAGGUGGCGUGCCUGAUGAUCAGUGUAGCAUGGACCUUGUCUGUACUCAUUUCUUUUAUUCCUGUUCAGCUAGACUGGCACAAAGCUGAGACCACCAGUUAUGCAGAGCUAAAUGGGACAUACCCCAGUGAUCUGCCUCCUGAUAACUGUGACUCUAGCCUUAAUAGGACUUAUGCUAUCUCCUCCUCUCUCAUCAGCUUUUAUAUCCCUGUAGCCAUCAUGCUCGUCACCUAUACCCGGAUCUACCGCAUUGCCCAGAAACAGAUUAGAAGAAUAUCUGCCCUGGAACGUGCAGCGGAGAGUGCCAAAAACCGACAUAGCAGUAUGGGGAACAACUCAAAUAUUGAGAGCGAGAGCUCAUUCAAAAUGUCUUUUAAACGAGAAACCAAAGUCUUAAAGACGCUCUCUGUCAUCAUGGGUGUGUUUGUAUGCUGCUGGUUGCCCUUCUUUAUCCUGAACUGCAUGGUUCCUUUUUGCGAACCAAACCUGCCAGAUGGGUCCACAGAGUUCUUCUGCAUCAGCUCCACAACUUUUGAUGUGUUUGUGUGGUUUGGCUGGGCAAACUCCUCCCUCAAUCCCAUCAUCUAUGCCUUCAACGCAGACUUCCGCAAGGCCUUCUCCAUCCUCCUUGGCUGCCAUCGGCUGUGCCCAGGGAGCAAUGCUAUUGAGAUCGUCAGCAUUAACAACAACAUGGCUGCCCAUGCGCCCAACCCUAACUCUCAGUAUCAGCCUAAGAGCCACAUCCCCAAGGAAGGGAACAACUCUGCAAGCUAUAUGAUUCCCCACAGCAUCCAGUGUCAGGAGGAUGAAUUACAAAGGAAAGAUGGAUGUGGAGGGGAGAUUGAGAUGGGGGCAAACAACACCCUGGCGAAACCAUCCCCAGCCAUUUCUGGGAAUUUAGACAGUGAUACUGAGGUCACACUGGAAAAGAUCAAUCCCAUCACACAGAACGGGCAACACAAAGCUUUGUCAAGUUAAAGACACCUUGUAAAGAUGGAUCAAAAUUCAAUGAGACAAAAGCUCACACAUGAGGAUAGUUUAACACACAAAAGGACAAGGAUCUCCAAGAAUAUGCCUGACAGAAAAAAAAAAAAAACAAAUGACAAGACUCCAGACUGUCAACAAAAAUCUACAUAGAUAACCUACAGAAUGUUCAAAUGUAAAGGCACUUUAUCUUGGGUAUAACUAUCUGCAAAAUAAUUUCAGUAUUUGUGGAUGAAAUCCUUAUAUUUGGUUCUAAAUGUUGUUUAUGUGUACA